AUGCCCGCAUCUGACAGUCUUGCCCCACCCCUAACCUCCCAAGCCGAGAAGGACGUCGUCAAGUCCUUUGGAGGAUGGACUGCCUUCUGCCUUGCGUACGGCUGUAAGCCCUGGGACUCGGAGUCCAACGAGGAAGCCAAGGCUAUUCUCCACAGUCUUGCGACCGAGGAGGAGAGGGGGCGGCCUACGUUUGCUUAUGGGACGUCGCCUUAG
Messenger RNA from Cutaneotrichosporon cavernicola, 213 nucleotides. RefSeq lists its product as uncharacterized. The coding region runs from base 1 to 213 and encodes 70 amino acids. The record is from RefSeq and is a predicted model, not a curated record. The transcript is spliced from 2 exons. NCBI's taxonomy places the organism in Eukaryota, Fungi, Basidiomycota, Tremellomycetes, Trichosporonales, Trichosporonaceae.